AUGAAGCAACUGAUUAAAUUAGGUAUCACGCAUGUGCUGAGCGUAGGGAUCGAAUGCCCAAUCUUCCUGCCCCAUCCCAUUGAGAAUCUUCACAUUGCAUGCCUAGAUGUUCCGGAAAGCCCCCUUUCUGGUGCCCUCCGGGAAGCCAGGGAGUUUAUCAAUGAUGCGAGGCAAUCUGGACGCGUUCUAGUCCACUGCAAUGCAGGAAUAUCAAGAUCAACAGCCAUUAUCAUUGGCUAUUUGAUCCUGGAAGAUGGAAUACCCUUCACUGAAGCCCUGGAAAUGGUCAGAACCAAGAGACCUGCUGCCAAGCCCAACCCUGGCUUUGUAAAACAACUCCAGGAGCUCUCCAUUAAAAUUCUAGGUCACUGA
Phlebotomus papatasi is the source of this 372-nucleotide messenger RNA. RefSeq lists its product as uncharacterized. The transcript has a single exon. Gene Ontology annotation, molecular function: JUN kinase phosphatase activity. Bases 1 to 372 code for a protein of 123 amino acids. Gene Ontology annotation, cellular component: cytoplasm. NCBI's taxonomy places the organism in Eukaryota, Metazoa, Arthropoda, Insecta, Diptera, Psychodidae. The record is from RefSeq and is a predicted model, not a curated record. Gene Ontology annotation, biological process: protein dephosphorylation; regulation of MAP kinase activity.